This is a messenger RNA of Fraxinus pennsylvanica, 1602 nucleotides long. Lineage: Eukaryota; Viridiplantae; Streptophyta; Magnoliopsida; Lamiales; Oleaceae. The record is from the annotation of a GenBank genome assembly.
AUGGAGGUGGAUCAAGAAUUGAGGUUUGUGUGCAAGUUGUGUAACAAGAGGUAUCCAUGUGGAAAGUCACUAGGGGGUCACAUGAGGUCUCACGCAAUUGCUAAUUCUGCUGAAUCUGACGAAAAAGCUGAAGCAAACAUGAAAAAGACGAUGUUUCUUAAUGAUGGUGGAAAGAAUUUCGUCGAAGAGUCAAAGGUUGUUGAAUUUGGAAAUGGGCAAUCAAGUUAUGAACUUAGAGAAAAUCCCAAGAAAACAUGGAGGGCUGUCGAUUUGACGUUUCCCUUGCCACCGGAGAAGGUCUGCAGACAAUGCGGUAAAGGGUUUCAAUCAAUGAAAGCAUUGUGUGGUCAUAUGGCGUGUCAUUCAGAGAAGGAUAGGGGUUUGAAGGACGAUCAUUCUUGGACGAGUUCAAAGAUGGUGAUGGAUAGUAAUUUGGAUACUGAGGUUGAGGAUCGUAGGUUGAGAACAAGAUCAGCAAAGAGUAAGAGGUACAAGAAUGUAGUUGUUAAGUCAUCCUCUUUUUCCUUAGCUAAUGGUUCUUCGUCUGUUUCUGAGGUCGAUGAGCAAGAACAAGAGGACAUAGCCUUGUGUUUAAUGAUGUUAUCUAGAAAUUCUGGGAAUAAGGGCGGUGUGAAUUCAGUUGUCGAAACUUCUGAUAAUAAUUCAGUUGUUUUGGAGACUAAAUCUUCGUCCAUUGACAUGAAAAUGAAAAUUUGUAGAAAGGAAUGCCUAGAUUUUGUUCACAAUGUGCACGAGACUCCCCAAAUGAAGAAAAUUGGGGAUAGGAAAUCAAAAGCUAUUUCUUCGGAUGCUGACAUUGCUCAAGUGAAUAACUCAGAUUCCGAUUAUUUCUUAGACGAAAGCACCAAGGCUGACUCUGAUGUAUCUGUUGAUAGGAACCAUAAAAACAGUUCUUCUAAUGAUUCCAAGAAGCUGUUUAUGAGUUUUGGAGCUAGACGAGAGGACUCUGCUAUUGAAUUCGGGAAGAAUUUGUAUGUAGUCGAGCAUUUUGAAACAGAGCUAAGCAAAGAACUUACUAAGGAAAAUGGAUAUGGGAUGAAUUCAAAUUCUGCUAAGAUUCACUCACGAAAGAGAGAGUAUAUUUCUGAGAGUAGGAGGAUGGAAAAUGGUUCUUCAGAAAUAGGCAAAAAGACACAGACUAGAAGUAAAUAUGAAUGCUUGAACUGUAAAAAGACCUUUAACUCAUAUCAGGCUCUUGGAGGCCAUAGACCCUGCCACAAAAGAAACAAUGUUCGUUCUGAACCUGAUUAUGAAACUGGAGAAAACAUCCUAGAUGACAAUGCUCUUGAUUCCAAAACUGCACGUAGGCAUGGAGAGUUGGUUGGUAAAAAUUCAUCCAACUAUGCGGAGAAAAAAGUUAAGCCUAAGAAGAACAAAGUGCACGUGUGUCCAUUCUGCCACAAGGUUUAUAAGAACGGCCAGGCUUUAGGGGGGCACAAGAGAACUCAUUUUAUCAGUGGUCAUUGGGAAAACAAUAAUCGAACUCAAGAAAUCAAGCCCAAGUUUCCCAAUUUAUUUGAUCUUAAUCUUCCGGCUCCAGAGGAGGAUGAGGAUGAUGUGCUGCCAAUUUCUUCACAGUAG